This is a messenger RNA of Tuber aestivum (summer truffle), 2207 nucleotides long. The record is from the annotation of a GenBank genome assembly. Lineage: Eukaryota; Fungi; Ascomycota; Pezizomycetes; Pezizales; Tuberaceae.
AUGUUCUCCCGAAUCCGCAUCCGCGUAUGGGCCCACCAGUUACCAUACAUCUACCCAACCACUCACUGGCGAUUGCGAUCUGUCCCUCUGCGAAGAGGAUUAGCGUCUACUCCCCGCUUCUUUGAGCAAGAUGUUUCCUCUGAUACUGCAACACCGCCGUUAAAAUCUCCGGGAGCAGUUAGGGAGGAGGAAGACUUGAGCUGGGUACCGGGCUACUGCCCCGGCUGUGGUGCCCCGAGCCAGCGCCAGGAUCCAAAUUUACCGGGCCACUACUCGCGUUUGACCCGCCGCCAACGCUUCGGCGACCUGACCAUAAAAUCACAAAAGCAGCACAGUGAAGAAAAUAUCUUCCACGGCACCCUCGAGCGCCUACGGUCCCAAUCGGGCCCUGAAACCCAAUCCCCGGAAUUACGUGAGUUUCUUGCCGCCGCACCGGCCUCAUCACCUCCCCCCACUUCCGUGAAUGUCGCCCCCGCCGAAGCCGGCCUCAUUUGCGGCCGGUGUCGCGGCAUACGUUACCACCACCGUGGGAGCGAAUUGCCCGCAUACCCCACCCUUCGCACCCUGACCAACCUCAUACAGAACUCGCCGCACACAAGGAAUCACAUUUACCACCUCAUCGAUGCCGCUGACCUGCCCAUGUCGUUGCAGCCGGAACUGCGCGAGCACCUCUACAAGAACUUGCCCCUGCCGCUCCGACGUGGUUUGACUAUCUCGUACGUCGUUACUAGGGCGGAUAUCCUCAUGGCUUCGUCACAGCAGGUCUGGAGCUUAACAACGUAUAUCAAGAAGAGGAUCAAGGAUGCCCUACCUGAGGAUGAGAAGAUUGAGGACGUGAUGAAUAGGACCCAUAUCAUUUCUACCAGGAAUGGCUGGGGAGUAGGUAGGGUUAAGGAUGAGAUUCGGAUUAGGACGGGCGGCGUGUGGAUUAUUGGGGGGGUGAAUGUCGGGAAGUCCAGGUUUGUGAUGGAGAUGUGGCCGGAGGGAGGGGAGAGCAGGCCAGUUACGAGGGAGGAAGCGGCGGAGUACGAGAUUUUGCCGGAGGAUGAUGGAGGUACUGAAGUGAAAGCGGGAGGGGAGGGAGUGGAAAGGGAGAAAGAAGAGGAGGCGUAUGAUCACCCCUUGUACCCGCAAUAUGUAGCGCCUACGGUGUCGGAUAUGCCGGGAACCACUGCGGCGCCGAUUAAGAUUGCAUAUCGGGUUUCUAGUCGCGGGGGAAGGAAAUGGGGGGAAAUGAUCGACUUGCCCGGAUUUGAGCGGUGGGUCAGCUAUAGCAAGAAUGGACUGCUGAAGUAUGUUCGUCCGGAAUUGCGGGCAGCCGUAGCCAUGAACAAACGGGUCAAGGGGCAGCAAUACACCAUCAAGGCGGGUAAGCAUCCCCCCCCUCUUUCACAUUUACAUCCAACGACUCAUAGGUGAAAACAAAACAAAAAACAGGCCAAAGCUUGAUCCUUGGCGGCCUAAUCCUCAUAACCCCCCGCAUAAGUGGCAGAGGUGGCCAAGUAGUCCUAGCAACCCCAUUCACCAACCUGCCGGCACAUAUCGCCUCGACCUACAAAUCCCUAAAAUGGCUCGAACAUCCAGAACCCGAGAGUGUGGAUCACCUCUACUACCCAGCACCAACCACCGUGCCCCUCCCGGAAUCGCUCAUCCCGCAAAAACCCCCCAAGCGAUCCGAACCAUCAACCGCAUCACCGCCACCAGCAGGGCUACCACUCCCACACCACCACAAAAUCACUUCCGCCGAGGAUUACAAAGGCACCCCACCAAGACCCCAAGAGCACCUCAUCCCCCCGCUCCUCCCGCCUCAUUUCGCCUCGGCAGGUGUUGUCGAGAUAACGGAGGACGUGACGUUACGGCGGAACCCUUUCCUCUCGAUGAGUGAGCUGGAAAGCCUGCCGUACAUCAUCCUUGGCCGAGACUUGCUGCUUGAGGGCAUCGGGUGGGUAGAAUUGAACGUUCAGAUGUCCAAGAAUCAGCACUUCCGCACAGAUGGCGUAGUGGAGGUGGAGGUGUUCACGCCGGAGGGCAGGGGGGCGGGGAGUAGAACCAGUAUGGGCGCCGCUAUGAUGAGGAAAGAAAUGGAGAAGGUUCAGGCUCGGAGUGGUGUGAGGCAGAGGAAGGCUAUGAAGGGGGAGAAGAAGAAGGCCAAAGUGGGGGCUAUGAAGGGGGAGAAGAAGGCCAAGAUGGGGGGCAGGGGGAGGUGA